This is a messenger RNA of Onychostoma macrolepis, 957 nucleotides long. RefSeq lists its product as uncharacterized. The record is from RefSeq and is a predicted model, not a curated record. The transcript is spliced from 5 exons. NCBI's taxonomy places the organism in Eukaryota, Metazoa, Chordata, Actinopteri, Cypriniformes, Cyprinidae. The coding region runs from base 89 to 763 and encodes 224 amino acids.
CAAACACUCAGGAAGGAAGGCACUUCACUGCUCAACUCAACUCAGCUCAGCUCAACUCAACUCAACUCAACUCCCUUAACAAGCAGACAUGGCAAAGAGCGUGGCGGUGAUUCUGUCCGGCUGCGGCGUGUAUGACGGCACAGAUGUUCACGAGGCGUCUGCUGUGAUGGUGCACCUCAGCCGAGCAGGUGCCAAGAUCCAGAUGUUUGCGCCUGAUGCUGAGAUGAUGCAUGUGGUGAACCACUGUGAAGGAAAGCCCUGCACGGACACGAGGAACGUGCUGCAGGAGAGCGCGCGCAUCGCCCGCGGUGACGUCACAGACCUGGUCAAGCUGGACGUCGGCGCCUUUGAUGCGCUCAUCAUUCCAGGUGGUUUUGGAGUGGCUAAAAACCUGAGCGACUGGGCCACCAAAGGCAAGGACUACUCAAUCGACCCUGAGAUUGAUAAGGUCAUUAAAGCUUUCCAUCGGGCCAAGAAACCCAUGGGCAUGUGCUGCAUCUCUCCUGUGCUGGCAGCCAAAGCUAUUCCCGGGUGUGAGCUGACCGUGGGCCACGACUCAGAGUGUGAGAAAUGGCCGUACGCUCAAGUGGCUAAAACCAUGGCUGAACUGGGCUGCAAACACUUGAACAAGAACGUGAGUGAGGUGCACGUCGACUCCAAGAACAAACUGGUGACCACGAGUGCGUUCAUGUGCAACACUGCCAUCCAUGAGAUCUUUGAUGGUCUGGGUGUCAUGGUCAAGGAAGUUCUCAAACUAGCCUAACUUUGUCAUUUCACUGUCUGAAUAUUAUUACAUACAGAUACGUAUAUUUAUUUAUAACGGAAUAAUGUUGUUGUCCUUUAAACCCAGAAAAAAAUGAGACCAGUUCAUUUUCAGUAAAACAGGGCAAACAUAUGGUCAGUUUUUGUGUUUGUGGUAGUCUAUUAUCAAUAAAAUUUUAAACAUUUCCUUGUUCA